CAAUAGAAAAAUGGGCCCAAUUUCAUAUUUCCCAGUGCUAGUCGAGUCCACAGUGUGUACCCGCAAUGGCUCACGUCGUUCGGCCGCUAAUUCAAUGGCCCUGGUGUUGCCGCCACCACUCCAUGGUCACUCGCCUCCUCAGCCUCCGUUCUUCUCCAACACGCGCCAAUGGCGGUUUUCCAUUCCUUGCGUUCUUCUCGAACUCGUGCCGAGAAGUUCACACCAGCUCACGCGCUUUCAAAUUGCGCGACUUCAAUUCUGUCCCCGGCGGCGGCAGCAAGAACGACGAUGAGGCUUCCGACGCCGUUGAAGUGAAGAGGAGCCGGAACGAGAGGAAGCGUGAUGCUCGACGCGCUGUGCGGUGGGGUAUGGAGCUUUCGAGCUUCUCUACAUCUCAAAUCAAGCGCAUCCUCAGAGUGGCUGAUCUUGAGGAGGAGGUGUUUGAGGCUCUUAUGUUAGUGAAGGUGAUGAUAUUCAGUGUUUUCUUUGAUGUUGGCGUUAAACUAGGCCGUGAUGUUCGAGAAGGAAAGCGAAGACAAUUCAAUUAUAUAGGAAAACUGCUACGUGAAGUGGAGCCUCAACUUAUGGAUGGAUUAAUUCAGGCUACAAAAGACGGUGACCACAGAAUGUUUCAAAAUUUAUCAGGGUCCAAUACAGUGAUUGCUGAAGAUGUAGAAGAAGAAGAUGAAGAAGAAGAAGAAGAAAUUGCAUAUGAGUAUGACAAAGGGGAAUCUGUGGACAUUCAUGUUGUGACCAGAUGGUAUGAUGGGCUGAUAAAGAAGGAUAUUAGUAUUAUGAAUGAAGUUUAUUCACUUCGGGAAGUCGAGUUUGAUCGUCAGGAACUCCGGCAAUUGGUUCGGAAAGUUCACUCUACGCUUGAGCGUGAAGCCAGUUUGGAUGAAAAUGGAAAAUCAGAAGCUUUCACCAAAAAUGCAAGAAAAUCCCUCACCCAUUUUCUCCAAGGUCUUGCAAAGCAGCUUCCAGCUGAUUAGCGUGUAAGCCCGCCUUUCAUCAUGUAUCACUAUACAUAUUGUCAAAAUUUACGAUUAUUAUUAUUAUUAUUAUUA
Messenger RNA from Striga asiatica, 1067 nucleotides. Lineage: Eukaryota; Viridiplantae; Streptophyta; Magnoliopsida; Lamiales; Orobanchaceae. The record is from the annotation of a GenBank genome assembly.